AUGGCAGGCAACCCCGCACGACUUAGACAAGGCAGAGAGACACAUAGAGCGUCGGCUAGACGUGAGCGGGCGGCACAGCUGGAAUCGACGCAGGGAUGGGGUAGAGUACCAGUAAUCGUCUUGAUGGAUGAGGCUGGUUCCUCAUCUGGAUCAAGGAGUCGGCUGACUCGGGUGUCUUCUUCUCGGCAGGAGGAGGUACGGGAGGAGGAGGAGGUGAGAUACCAGGAUGAUGAGGAGAUACCUGAUGCUGACCCUUCGCACGGGGAGGAAGAGGAGGAGGAGGAUGGCUUCCUGGGGGGUCCUAGGGACAUUUCCGUGCCGAUUUCCUACCACGAGCACGUCGCUCGACAUGUCUGGGAGGGAAAGGAAAGGGCGACGCUAAAAAUGGUGAAUCACGCGUGGAAGAUUUUUGAUCUGUUUAAACCAGAGGCGCAGUGGUUUAAUGAUGUGGUGACUGCUUCCGGUCUCAGUGAGUUAUGCAUGACCGGGUAUACCACUAUCAGCCACGACAUGUAG
This is a messenger RNA of Vicia villosa (hairy vetch), 516 nucleotides long. RefSeq lists its product as uncharacterized. The record is from RefSeq and is a predicted model, not a curated record. The transcript is spliced from 2 exons. The coding region runs from base 1 to 516 and encodes 171 amino acids. NCBI's taxonomy places the organism in Eukaryota, Viridiplantae, Streptophyta, Magnoliopsida, Fabales, Fabaceae.